AGAGGGAGGGGAGAAAUGGAGAUGCCAGGAUGAAUGACAGAAGAGAAAAGCAGAGGGAUGGAGUCUGAACCCUUAGAUCCCUUUCAGCCAUGUAGCCAACCUGGAAGACUGUUCAUGUUUUUUUUCUGCAGUGUGUUUGCAUUCCUACUGAUAUGAUCCACACAGGACCCAUGGACGAGGAGAGGUUCUCUCUGCUGGCGUCUGACCUGUGCUGAGGGAGGAAAGUACCGCUUCUACCAGAUAAACUGAGGAAAAGUUCUUUUCAUUGUAUCCACAGAGAGGAGCAGUGCAGGAAGAUGAAGGAUGUUAGUGAUCCCGACGCGGAGGUCCGGAGAACAUGUUCCUUUGAUCGGACUGUGAGGAUCUGCAGCAGCUGGAAGGUUUUCCUUCUGCUGGUCUGUUUGUUCCACAGCAGCCUGACCUCCCUGCUGGACUGUCCGCCCACCUGCACCUGCUCUUCCACCGAGAUCUACUGCAACAAGUCGGACAACAGCAGCAUUUCUCAGCUGCUGUCUUUCCACAUGACGGGCGCGGAGAAUAUGAGCGAGAGCAUCGUGGACCUUUUCCAGAACAUCACCAGCAUAUACCUUGAGAACUGGAUAGGUCUGAAAGCAUUGAAAGAUGUGGACAUGGAGCUGUACCCUGGCUUACAGAGACUAACUAUCACCCGUAGCAGCCUGCACACACUCCAUCCUCGGGUUUUCUCCAAGAACCUCAACUUGCGCUACAUAAACUUGUCAAUGAACCCCAUGUUGAAGACACUGUCCUGGCAUGUCUUUGAACAUCUGCAGCUCACAGCACUGCAUCUGGAGGGAGUGGUGUUUUCCUGCGGGUGUGAGAUCCGCUGGCUGCAGCUGUGGCAGCAGAGAGGAGAAGCAGGCCUGAGCAGCCAGCAGCUGACGUGCUCCACCGGACAAACACACAUCCUGCUGCUGGACAUGAACGUCACCAACUGUGACCUGCCAGUGGUCAGCGUCAGUCACAGCAACCUGACAGUUGUGGAAGGUAACAAUGUCACAGUGAUCUGCAACGGCUCUGCACUGCCAAUACCUGAGGUGGACUGGGCUGUCAAUGGCUUACACUCCAUCACCACACAACAGGAUGAAGUGUAUGACAACAGUAUUCACUCCAUCACCAUAACACUGGCCAACGUGAAAAGGGAGGACAACAAUUUCUGGCUAAAUUGCACCGCCAACAACGUCGUAGGCUUCGCUAAUGCUUCUGUUCACCUAAUCGUUCACUUCCCUCCGUCCAUUCAGAAGCUUAAGGAGCCAGAACGCCGCCAUGACACAUGUAUAGAGUUUACUGUUCGGGGUUCGCCUCAUCCAAUCUUAAGAUGGUUUCAUGAAAAUGAGGAAAUUUCACACAAUGAGUACAUCCGCCAGGAUAUGGACAUUUACAACGACGACUUGGAGGGUUGCCUUCUUUUUAAAAACCCAACGCACUACAAUAAUGGCAACUACACUUUGAAAGCAACCAACUAUCUAGGUCAGGUCAACAGAACAGUGUAUGGACACUUCCUCGAAAUGCCCCCUCCUGAUUAUGAUUAUGGAACCCCAACUGCAGAGACUCACAAACCUUUGGAAGAUCCUUUUGGGGUCUCCAUGGCUGUAGGCUUGGCAGUGUUUGCCUGUGUAAUCCUCGUGGUUCUCUUUGUUUUGAUCAACAAGUAUGGACGACGUUCCAAAUUUAUCAUUAAAGGCCCAGGAGCAGUGAUGAGUGGGGAAGAAAACUCUGCCAGUCCGCUCCAUCAUGUAAAUCAUGGCGUGAUAAGCCCCUGUGCUCUGGAUGUUGGGUUAGAUUCCGUGGUGAUUGGCAUGUCCAGGAUCCCCAUUAUAGAGAAUCCACAGUACUUCAGACAUGGACACAACGGUACCAAACCAACCACUUAUGUUCAACAUAUUAAACGUCGGGAUAUCAUUUUGAAGAGGGAGCUCGGUGAAGGUGCCUUUGGAAAGGUCUUCCUGGCUGAAUGUUACAACUUAAGUCCAACCAAGGAUAAAAUGCUGGUAGCUGUGAAGACUCUAAAGGAUCCCACACUUGCAGCUAGGAAGGACUUCCAGCAUGAGGCAGAGCUGCUGACCAACCUGCAGCACGAACACAUAGUCAAGUUCUAUGGAGUGUGUGUGGAUGGAGACCCUCUCAUCAUGGUUUUUGAAUACAUGAAGCACGGAGAUCUCAACAAGUUUCUCAGAGCCCAUGGACCAGAUGCCACAAUCCUUGUAGAUGGGCAGCCUCUUCAGACCAACGGGGAGCUGGGUCUGUCCCAGAUGCUUCACAUAGCGAGUCAGAUCGCAGGGGGGAUGAUCUACCUGGCAUCCCAGCACUUUGUCCACCGUGAUCUGGCAACAAGGAACUGUUUGGUGGGGAAUGGCCUCCUGGUGAAAAUAGGAGAUUUUGGGAUGUCCAGAGACAUUUACAGCACAGAUUACUACAGGGUUGGAGGUCACACCAUGCUUCCCAUUCGCUGGAUGCCCCCAGAGAGCAUCAUGUAUAGGAAAUUCACCACAGAGAGCGAUGUCUGGAGCUUUGGGGUUAUUCUGUGGGAGAUCUUCACAUAUGGCAAACAGCCGUGGUUUCAGCUCGCCAACAAUGAGGUUAUUGAAUGCAUUACCCAGGGCAGGGUACUAGAGCGCCCAAGAGUCUGUCCAAAGGAAGUCUAUGACAUCAUGCUGGGCUGCUGGCAAAGGGAGCCACAGCAGCGCCUCAUCAUUAAAGACAUUCAGAAGAAGCUUUUGGCCUUGAUGAAAUCCACACCAGUUUAUCUGGACAUAUUGGGAUGAGAAAAGGGUUCAAAUGUAACCCUGGAGGCAAAGGAACAAAACUCUCAUACAAGACCCCAGUCAAUUCAACAUGUACAGCAGGAUAAAGACUCACAUCUGCUCUGCAUCUGUUUUACUUAAUAGAAGCCAAACUACCUUAAAUAAUCCUGGAAAUUAGGUAGACCAAAAAGACCCUAACACUCAUACAAAAUAUAUUGUAGAUUUGUUUUCAUUUUUUACAUGAACUCAAAGCAUAAGAUAAAUUUAGAACUUCACAUUGUAACAAACUGGAGGUAAGUUUGUCAAUAAUAUUGCCCUAGUCUGGAUUUUUAAAACCAUUUUGAAUAAAUUGCUCCACCCACAUGCAUAGGUUAUUGCAGCAUUAUUGCUUUUUCAGUCCUGACCUACAGUAGUCAUUUUUGUAGUUUGGUGAUUUGUGAGAUAUACUGUCAUAGAUGUCACUGUAUGUGCCUACAUGUUAAUCAGAAUUCAUUUUUUCCACACUCUGUUGUGUUCAGUACUCGAUAUUACAGUACUUUGUCAUUUUAUAUGCAUAAUAAUAAAAAGAUUACAUGCACUAAACUCAAAUAACGUUGGUCUUCAGUCUGGUGAUUCUAUAGCUGCAUGAAGGACAGGAUUGAAUAGUUCUUGAAGAUGGCAGAAGGUUAUUCUUAAAAUAAAAACAUAUUCUUUCUGUAUAAAAAUUUAUUUUCAAAAUGAAAGUGAGAUCCUGGUGAGCUCAACAUUUUACCUUCAUGACAGAAAAAUCUCAAUACAUAUUUUAAAACUGAGAAACCAUUAGUAAAUAUCAACUUUGCUGAUUACAUUGCAUUUUGGCAACAUGGCAUUGGAGAUGUUCAGGAAAGUAAAGUUUUUGCACACAAAUGUACCAUCCAUCUCCCCACUUUAACAUGAUAUUACUAUACUUUGAAGUAAUAUUUUCGACAUUAUACACAUAAUGUAAACGUGCAUGAUGUACAUACAUGACAAACAAUUUGCAUAUUCUGUGUACAUAAUUUGUAUAAUGUUGCACACGUUAUGAAUAAAUAUAAUGUGUAUACAUUGUCCAAAUGUAAGAAACAUUUGGGCCAUAAUUCUUGAUUGCAUGUUGUUCAGGUUUAGUGUCAGGACAUAACCACAUUAUGAGGCUUUGCAUGCCUGCCUCAGUGCACAGCACUGUGUGUGACUCCAAAUCCCACAAGUCACUGCACUUUAUAUUUUACUUUAAAAGGUGUGGAGCUUAUAAGCGAACCAUUGCACCAGGAUUUUGUGCAACUAACAGCACUGUCCGCAUACUGUCUUCCUGCUGCCAUGGUAACAAGCAUCACUCAGAUCUAUUCUUUCUUUAGCACUUUGUUAAUUUUGAGGACAAUGAUGUGCAAUUUACAUAAUUAAACACAAAUUUUACUGUUGGAAAAUAUAUGUUCUGCCAGAUAUGAAGCUGUGAAAUCCUGUCAAUUUUAUUCAUUUGUCUUUAUGUUCUUGUUCAACUGAGAACAACACAAUAUUGUUUUAGAGGCGACCGUCACCGUACUGUCAUAUUCAAUAAAUUAGAAUAUGUAUUCUAAUGAGGGUUGUUAGCUAAAAAGUACCUUUUGAAAAUACCUUAAAAGCAGGUAUGAAGAAUACUUUUCAUUAAGCUGACAUUUCUGUAUUAAAAAUAUUUGUUGAUUGGUCUGAUGUCAUAUUCUAACUUUUGAUGUCUUUUUGUAGCUUAAAGUGGAACAUUUUAACAGAAAUAAAGGCUU
Molecule: messenger RNA, 4510 nt
Organism: Poeciliopsis prolifica (blackstripe livebearer)
Lineage: Eukaryota; Metazoa; Chordata; Actinopteri; Cyprinodontiformes; Poeciliidae
Product: NT-3 growth factor receptor-like
Exons: 18
Coding region: 297-2783 (828 amino acids)
Biological process (GO): multicellular organism development; cellular response to nerve growth factor stimulus; regulation of phosphatidylinositol 3-kinase/protein kinase B signal transduction
Cellular component (GO): signaling receptor complex; plasma membrane; axon
Molecular function (GO): ATP binding; transmembrane receptor protein tyrosine kinase activity; neurotrophin receptor activity
Source: RefSeq, a predicted model, not a curated record